This is a messenger RNA of Myotis brandtii (Brandt's bat), 1611 nucleotides long. Its product is annotated as sialic acid-binding Ig-like lectin 5. Gene Ontology annotation, molecular function: sialic acid binding. The record is from RefSeq and is a predicted model, not a curated record. The transcript has 9 exons. Lineage: Eukaryota; Metazoa; Chordata; Mammalia; Chiroptera; Vespertilionidae. Gene Ontology annotation, biological process: cell adhesion. Bases 30 to 1556 code for a protein of 508 amino acids. Gene Ontology annotation, cellular component: plasma membrane.
GGACCCGCUCUGCCCUGCCAGAGGCAGACAUGGUGCCCCUGCUGCUGCUGCCCCUGCUUUGGGAGGGGUCCCUGCAGCAGCAGCCAGGCUACCAGUAUGAGCUCCGAGUGCAGGAUUCGGUGAUAGUGCAUGAGGGUCUGUGUGUCCAUGUGCCCUGCUCCUUCUUUUACCCUUGGAGUUCGUGGUCUUCCCCUAGAAACCUCUACACCUACUGGUACCGGGACAGGGACAACACAGACUGUGAUGUUCCUGUGGCCUCGAGCAACCCACGUAAACCGGUUAAGAGUGAGACAGAAAACCGUUUCAUCUUCGCGGACCCCAAGACCAAGGACUGUUCCCUUUACAUCAGAUAUGCCAGGAGGAGUGACACAGGACGCUACUUCUUCCAAGUGGAGAUAGGAAAUUCUGUGAAACAUAGUUACCGAGAGAAGAUGCUCAAUUUGCAGGUGACAGACAAACCCCACAUCCAGAUUUUGGAGCCGCUGGAAUCCUGGCACCACACAGAGCUGACCUGCAUCCUGCCAGGGUCCUGUGAAAGGGGACAACCUCUCACCUUCUCCUGGGCAGGAGCUGCUGUGGACUCGCUGGACCCCCAGACCCUCGGCUCCUCGGUGCUCACCUUCACCCCGAGACCCCGGGACCAUGGCAGCAACCUCACCUGUCAGGUGAAACGGGAAUGGCCUCACUUGACCUCCCAGAGAACCAUCCGGCUCAAUGUCUCCUAUGCCCCAGGGAACCUCACCAUAGGCGUCUCCUUCAGAAACGACCCAGACUUCAAGAAUCUACAAACCGCAUUCCUAACCAUCCUGGAGGGAGAGGCCCUGAGGCUGCGCUGUGUUGCUGACAGCAACCCCCCUGCCGAGCUGAGCUGGUUCCGGGGGUCCCCAGGCCUGAAUGCCACCCCCAUCUCCAGCACCGCGAUCCUGGAGCUGCCUCGCGUGGGGCCUGCACAGGAAGGAGAGUUCACCUGCCAAGCUCGGCACCCGCUGGGCUCCCACAGCGUCUCUCUCAGCCUCUCCGUGGUCUACCCCCCGCAGCUGCUGGGACCCUCCUGCUCCUGGGAGGACCAGGGUCUGCACUGCAGCUGCUCCUCCAGGGCCCAGCCGGCCCCCUCCCUGCGCUGGCGGCUGGGGGCGGGGCUGCUGGAGGGGAACCAUGGCAACGCCUCCCGGAAGGCGGUGCCCCAGGCGGGAGUGGUUCCUGUGGCUCUCGGAGGUGCUGGAGCCCUGGCCCUGCUGUCCCUGUGCUUGUGUCUCCUCUCCUUUUGCAGAGUGAAAGCCCGCAGGAGGCAAGCAGCUGGGAGAACAAAGGUCACGAAUGAUGAAGACCCUGUCAUGGGCACAGUAACCUGGGAUUUUGGCCUCUUGAGUCCUCACUGCCUCAGUAGCCCCAGACUCCAUUUCUGUCUCCCGCCCCACGAUGCUGCUGAACUCAGCUCCGACUCCCAACCUCUUCGCCUGUGCUUUCUGGCUGCUUCCUUAGCCUUCCGGCCCCUCCUGCAGAAUAAGCUGCCCUUUGCUCUGCGAUUCUGGCUGCUCUUUGAUGUAUUCAAAUAGACUGCUUUAUAUCUCUGUGUUGGGUGUGCAUUGUUUCCAGUUGGUCUCAGCAUAA